AGCGAGGGGCAAGUUAUCGGCAGUCUCUGUAGUUAUCCAACUGGCAGAGGCCCCGCCAGCCAGCUAGUGAGCUCUUUUCUCUUUUUUAGCUGAUAAAACCUACGUUCCCCCGAGCCCUGCCACUUGACUGAAAGCCACAGCCCAGUUCACUCGUCUUCCAGGGGUGCAGCUGUGUUUCAACAAUUUUAUAUUGGCUCGUAUCCAGACUACGUGAAACAGAGACGAGCCUUUGUUUACUCCCAUCAAGACUCUGCUUUCCUUUCGGGAAAAAAGUACAAGGAGGAGAAAUGAAAACAGAAGAGGUCAAAUAUGUCUAUCAGUCAGAAGGGCCAUUGCUAAUGCCCAAAACGAAAAACGGCGCCGUUUACCAAGAGACAACUAUCAGCAAUCGCGCAAAAGACGACAAAAAUCAACAAGCACCAUGUUGUUGGCCUGGCCACCUGUUUGCCCGUAUGCGUCUCAUCCUUUCCUGUUUGGCUAUUAUAUCUUGCCUCGUUGUUAUCGCAGUGUUGAUGACCAAUGGCAUUAAGGCAUCCAACAGCCGUGAAAUUGCACAGGAAGAGCAGAUUGCUAUUCUGAAGGACCUAGUUGAGAAUCAACAAAGUAGGCUACAUCGAAUGCAGAAGGAAUUGCAGUUUUUAGUUACUCGCCAAAAGGCAUAUGAAGCCAGGGAAGACAGCUUCCGUAGACGAACGGGGACCAUUGGAACUGGAACUGGAACUAAUGUCUGGCCGUCUCUAACGGAUAAGAAUUUCGUCCAAGAAAAUGAAGAUCAAGAGACAAAAACCCAAGUGGCCGAUUCGGAAUUGCCUUUAAUUCCAAGGCUACUCAUCCCAGAAUUGACUUCGAUUUCAAGCCUAGACGAAGACGUUGACGUCGACAAAUUACCACGCGCAUCUGCCAAUAAAAAACGCAAGGGAGCCAAGUCCAUGGAAGACAUGCCACAAUUAUGAAACGUUUUCUCAGCAUAAGAAUUUACAAUCGUUUCCUACUUAACGGGAUCCACAAUCAACCAGACUGACAAAUCCCUUAAUGUUUACAAAUUCUCUACUGCCCGUGUUCCAACUCUAACCGUGUCUAAUUCAGUACUACGUACACAAUUACAUCAAACGACCAAAAGAAAAGCUUUUUCCCCACUUAACAAUCUAACAAAAAUAAUUUCCUUCUUUUAAAACAGCGUAACAAUAGAUCUAUUACAUACAA
Molecule: messenger RNA, 1203 nt
Organism: Daphnia magna
Lineage: Eukaryota; Metazoa; Arthropoda; Branchiopoda; Diplostraca; Daphniidae
Exons: 5
Coding region: 288-953 (221 amino acids)
Source: RefSeq, a predicted model, not a curated record